CUACUUUGUCGUUGUGCUGGCACCAGUGACAUUUUCCUGCUUUUUCUUCUUGCACCCUUUCCUCUUUGAAAUCGUUCCAUGUCCCAACCGGUUCCUGUUUCCGUUUCUUUCAGACAGUAGCCUCAUCAAGGUCAAGAUGGGGCGGCGUCCGGCACGAUGCUACCGCUACUGCAAAAACAAGCCCUACCCGAAGUCCCGGUUCUGUCGUGGUGUCCCCGACCCUAAGAUCCGUAUCUUCGACUUGGGCAAGAAGAAGGCCUCAGUAGACGACUUCCCACUAUGUGUGCACCUCGUCUCUGAUGAGUAUGAACAGCUCUCGUCUGAGGCUCUUGAGGCCGGACGUAUCUGCUGCAAUAAGUACUUGGUGAAGAACUGCGGCAAAGAUCAGUUCCACAUCAGGAUGAGACUGCACCCCUUCCAUGUCAUCCGCAUCAACAAAAUGUUGUCCUGUGCUGGAGCUGAUAGGCUCCAGACUGGAAUGCGUGGUGCCUUCGGCAAGCCUCUUGGUACUGUUGCCCGAGUUCGCAUUGGACAGCCCAUCAUGAGUGUCAGAUCUAGCGACCGUUUCAAGGCUGCAGUUAUUGAAUCCCUCAGGCGUGCCAAGUUCAAGUUCCCUGGUCGUCAGAAGAUCUACGUCUCCAAGAGGUGGGGAUUCACCAAGUACGACCGUGAAGACUACGAAAGGCUGAAGGCUGUUGGUAUCCUUGCCAAUGAUGGUGUCAACGUCAAGUACAGGCCUGAGCAUGGACCUCUUGAUGCGUGGAAGAAGGUUCAGCUCGAACUCGCCCGAGUUUAAGUAUUCAUCCUACUGCGCAAUGUCAUCUGUGCCUGGUGAUUAAUAAAGUCUUAACAUCAAUUUUCUCUCAA
Molecule: messenger RNA, 867 nt
Organism: Thrips palmi
Lineage: Eukaryota; Metazoa; Arthropoda; Insecta; Thysanoptera; Thripidae
Gene: RpL10
Product: 60S ribosomal protein L10
Exons: 5
Coding region: 137-796 (219 amino acids)
Biological process (GO): ribosomal large subunit assembly; translation
Cellular component (GO): ribosome; cytosolic large ribosomal subunit
Molecular function (GO): structural constituent of ribosome
Source: RefSeq, a predicted model, not a curated record